AUGAGCAAGAGAAAGAGUGAGCAUUAUUCCAAGGGUAACGGAAAGAAAUUCAAGAGUGGGGCAAAGCUACUAGAUCCAAAUACUGCCGGAAUAUAUGCCACGUGUCCUCGAAGGAAGGAAAAGCAAUGUCGCCAAGAGCUAAUGACUGUGCUCUCAGAAAAGAUCUCCGAAUACUUCGAUCUCGAUGAAGCUAAAGAUGACGAUAAAGAGGGCGGGAAGGAAACAAAUUCUUUAUCAAUUGAGGAAAAGAUUAAACAAGAGCUUUCAGAAAUAAAAGAAGCUGACGAAAAUCCCAAAGCUAGCUAUUUGCAACCGAUUGAUAUUGAUAUUGAGUGUGUCGUAUUUAUAAAAACAAGAAAGCCGGUAGACCCAGUGGUACUUGUUCAAAGAUAUGUGCAGGAGUGCUAUGACUCGGGCGUCAAGACUACUAGGAACACUCAGAAACUCACACCAAUAAGCGAUUCAUGUAGCGCAACUGGAAAUCCAGAGGAACAUUUAAAAGACUUAUCCAGACGUGUUUUGAAGAAGCAUUUUCAUGAACAGGAUCAAGGGCCAGUAAAGUUUGCCAUUCAAGUUUCAAAAAAGAACUUUGACACACUCACAUCCGAGGCAAUCAUCAAAGCAGUGGCCGAAACUGUAGGACGUGACCACGGACAUACAGUGGACUUGAAAGACUAUGACAAGCUAAUCAUUGUUGAGUGCUACAAAAAUAAUAUAGGAAUGAGUGUGGUGGAGAAUUACAGGAAAUAUAGCAAAUUCAAUUUGCAGCAGAUUUACGACAAGACAUCAAAUUAG
This is a messenger RNA of Lodderomyces orthopsilosis Co 90-125, 795 nucleotides long. RefSeq names its product putative tRNA acetyltransferase. NCBI's taxonomy places the organism in Eukaryota, Fungi, Ascomycota, Pichiomycetes, Serinales, Debaryomycetaceae. Gene Ontology annotation, biological process: tRNA modification. The transcript has a single exon. Bases 1 to 795 code for a protein of 264 amino acids. The record is from RefSeq and is a predicted model, not a curated record. Gene Ontology annotation, molecular function: RNA binding.